Molecule: messenger RNA, 699 nt
Organism: Penicillium antarcticum
Lineage: Eukaryota; Fungi; Ascomycota; Eurotiomycetes; Eurotiales; Aspergillaceae
Exons: 3
Coding region: 1-699 (232 amino acids)
Source: RefSeq, a predicted model, not a curated record
AUGUCACCUAUCGACCUUCGAAAUCCGGGACGCCCUAUCCGUGUUGGUGUGAUUCUUUUCAAUACACUGACCGAGCAACUGGAUGUUGCACCUUUGGGCUAUUUCUCGAGUAUAAGUCGAGAAUUUCUUGAGGAGACUCCCUUCCCCGAUGAGUUCAAAAAGGGCGCUCCAGAGUUCACCUUCCACUGGGUGAAUGAAGAUGGCAAGAAGCCUGGCGAACUCACUGGAAACAUGAAAGUCACUCCAACGGACUCGUUUGCUACAUGCCCGCCUCUUGACAUCGCAAUCGUUGGAGCCAUGUCAUUCAACUACAAGCCAACCGAGGCUGAGAUAGCAUUCUUGCGGAAGACCCAUGACGACUGUACUGCGCUCCUGCUUGUAUGCUUCGGCUCUCAACCUGCUCUUCUGGCGGGACUGUUGGAGGGCAAGACUGCAGCAGCACCGCGUCCCGCCCUCGCUACGUUACAGCAGUCAUCGCCGGGUGUGAAUUGGGUAAAGAAACGAUAUGUGCGCGAUGGUAAGAUCUGGACAACAGGAUCGUUACUGAACGGGUUCGAUAUGGUUGCGGCGUUUGGAAGAGAGACUUGGGGAGGCGACGGAGCUGUGUUUGAUGUUAUGACACUGGAGUGCGCUUGGCCAGACAGAGACGUGGAUUACAAGGACGCCGCCGAGUGGAACCUAGGAUCUUGGAUGUAUUGA